AUGCACCGCAAGGGCCUCCUUUUCGCUCCAGAUGACACAUCCACCCAGAAAAUCCUUGCACGGGAUACUGAAUCACCACAUUCCGGACCUCCGGAGCAUUGGCCGCCAAAUACCAGGCUUCGACGCUUCUGUACAAAUCCGAAGCUUAAGGAGCAGCUUUUGGCUACUGGAAGCAGGGGACUUGUAGAAACUAGUCCAAGAGAUCAGAUAUGGAGUGUUGGAUUUGGAGCGAAGAAUGCUGGGAAUGGGGGAAGGAUUGGGCGUUAA
Paracoccidioides lutzii Pb01 is the source of this 267-nucleotide messenger RNA. RefSeq lists its product as hypothetical. Bases 1 to 267 code for a protein of 88 amino acids. The record is from RefSeq and is a predicted model, not a curated record. The transcript has 2 exons.